AUGUUUUCUUUUGGUUUAGUGCUAUUAGAACUGGAUAACAUUCAGACCUUCGACUUCACAAAAACAACAAAUUAGGAAAAGCUUGAAAUUUAGUUUGGAAAUAUUUUCACAAGCUUUUAGAUAAAUAGACUAUCUUAAAUUUACAGGAUAGCCAAGUAAUGUUUAGAAUUUGAUCCUAAAAAUCGUUUACCUCCUGUAGAUUUACUCAUUCAGUUCAUAGUUUAGAAUUAAAACUACUUAGAUGUUGAGAUUUCUUCCAUAUUAAAUAGGAAAUAACUUCAGAAAAAAGCAGAAUAACUCUCUUAAAUUUAGAAGAGUAUAGUAGAAAAAUCAAAGAAAGAAGAAAUUGAACUCCUUUAAAUUUAUUAAAUCUACAAGGAUUAAAGAUUUGAAAUGUUGAUUUAAGAAUUUAAAUAGUUGAAAGAAAAACCUUUUGAAAUCUUUGAAUAUCAAAUUAUUCUUGAUUUACUCUUAAAGAAGGCUUAAUAUGAUUCGAAUUUCGAAUUCAUUUCUGUUGGGGCUACUGGUUUAAUUCUUGGAGCCUACAACAAAUCAUUAAAUAGACACUCAGCUUUAAAAAUCUAAAGAGUUCCAUCCAAGCAUGAAAUUGUUCGAGAAAUUGGAAUAAUCAAAGAUUGUUAAAUGCCUCUUGUAAUCAACUUCUAUGGUUUCUUUUACCUAGAUGUUACCAAAAAAGAGGACUUUGUUGUAUAUGAAAUUGAAAAAUGUUCUGGUAACCUAAAGCAAUACUUUAACAGAUUAAAGAAAGAAAAUAUUUAGCUUAACGAUGAAGAGAAAAUGCAAAUAGCUAUUCAAGUAAUCGAUGUUAUUAAUUACUUACAUUAAAAUGAUAUUGUACAUAGAGAUAUUAAACUUGAAAAUAUCCUCUAUAUCGACGAUAAUCAAUCUUAAAUUCCAAUCAUAAAACUAACUGACUUUGAUUAAGCAAGAAAAAUGUAUUAUAAUUGGAUUAGAAUUAAUGGAAACUUAGUUAAAGAUUACAAACCUAUUAAAGGAACAUGUGGCACUCUUGGAUAUAUAUCACCUGAGAUAUUUAACACCUAAUUAUUUACAUUCUAGAGUGAAAUUUUUUCACUAGGAGUUUGCUUAGCUGUUAUUGAUAAUUUUGAAACAUUGGAACCAUUUCUUAAAUAAAAAAAUCUUGACUACCUACAUGGCUUUAAAAUUCCAUUUGAACCAAGUUAUCUUAUUAAAAACGAGUUGGUAUAAAGAAACACAAAAAUCUAUGAUAUAAUUCUAAAAACCGUUGCAUUUAAUCAGGAAAAAAGAAAAAAUUUAUAUUCAAUUAUUGCUGAUCUGCAUUCAAAUUAUGGAUAUUAAUUUUAUUCUAAAGAAAUUACUUCUUUUAAAAAUAUUAGUUCUCAUUUCUUAUAUUGCAAAAUAGCCAAUUUUCAAUUAUCAAACAAUAUAGGCCCUGGUGGGGCGAAAGCAGUAGCUUCCGAAAUUGCUAAAUGUCCUACUCUCUCAGCUUUAAGACUUUUGCUUGGAUCAAACAAUAUAGGUCCAGAUGGUGCGAAAGCAAUUGCUUCCGAAAUAGCUAAAUGCCCUACUCUCUCGAUUUUAAGUCUUUGGCUUUAAUCAAACAAUAUAGGCUCAGAUGGGGCGAAAGCAGUAGCUUAAGAAAUAGCUAAAUGUCCUACUCUCUCCACUUUAACCCUUUGGCUUGAAUCAAACAAUAUAGGCCCUGAUGGUGCAAAAGCAGUAGCUUCAGAAAUAGCUAAAUGUUUUACUCUCUCCACUUUAAGCCUUUGGCUUGGAUCAAACAAUAUAGGCCCAGAAGGGGCAAAAGCAGUAGCCUCCGAAAUAGCUAAGUGCUCUACUCUCUCCACUUUAAGCCUUUGGCUUGGAUCAAACAAUAUAGGUUCAGAUGGGGCUAAAGCAGUAGCUUCAGAAAUAGCUAAAUUUCCUACUCUUUCUAUUUUAACCCUUUGGCUAUAAUCAAAUAAUAUAGGCUCAGAUGGGGUGAAAGUAGUAGCUUCUGAAAUAGUUAAAUGUCCCACUCUUUCCACUUUAAGCCUUUGGCUUGGUGAUAACAAUAUAGGCCCGGAUGGGGCAAAAGCUGUAGCUUCUGAAAUAGCCAAAUGCCCUACUCUCUCCACUUUAAGCCUUUGGCUUGGUAAUAAUAAUAUAGGCCCAGAUGGAGCAAAAGCAGCAGCUUCAGAAAUAGCUAAAUGUCCUACUUUAUUCACUCUAAGCCUUUGGCUUGGUAAUAACAAUAUAGGCCCAGAUGGGGCAAAAGCAGUAGCUUCGUAAAUAGCUAAAUGUCCUUCUCUCUCCACUUUAAGCCUUUACCUCUAAUCAAAUAUUAUAGGCUCAGAUGGGGCUAAAGCAGUAGCUUCAGAAAUAUCUAAAUGUCCUAUUCUCUCUACUUUAAGCCUUUGGCUUGGUGAUAACAAUAUAGGCUCAGAUGGGGCGAAAGGAUUAGCCUCAGAAAUAGCUAAAUGUCUAACUCUCUCCACUUUAACCCUUUGGCUAUAUGAUAACAAUAUAGGCCCAAAUGGGGCAAAAGAAGUAGCUUCCAAAAUAGCUAAAUGUCCUACUCUCUCCACUUUAACUCUUGAUUUUGAUGAUAACAAUAUAGGCCCAGAUGGGACGAAGGCAGUAGCUUUUGAAAUAGCUAAAUGCCCUACUCUCUCCACUUUAACCCUUUGGCUUAGUAAUAAUAAUAUAGGCCCAGAUGGGGCGAAAGCAGUAGCUUCCGAAAUAACUAAAUGCCCUACUCUCUCCGCUUUAACCCUUUGGUUAUAAUCAAACAAAAUAGGCCCAGAUGGGGCAAAAGCAAUAGCUUCCGAAAUAGCUAAAUGUCUUACUCUGUCUACUUUAAGCCUUUGGCUUGGUGAUAACAAUAUAGGCUCAGAAGGGGGAAUAUCAGUAGCUUCCGAAAUAGCUAAAUAUCCUACUCUCUCAACAUUAAAUCUUAAUUUAAGUAGCAAUUAAAUUCGUGAUAGAACAUAAUAGAUAUACUCGCACAUAUAAAAGCACUAAUACAACUUAAAAUUAUAAAUUUGUGAUGAAGGAGUAUCAGGCUUAGGUUCUGCUUUAACAAAUUGCAUUAAUCUUUCAAAUUUGACACUAUGGCUUAGUCGCAAUUAAAUUUGUGAUAAAGGUGCUUUAGGCUUAGGUUCUGCUUUAGCAAAGUGCACUAAUCUCUCUAAUUUGACACUUGAUCUUGGUUUGCAAAUAAAUGAUGCAAUCAUUACAUCAGAUUUAGGUGCUGCUUUAGCAAAGUGCAUUAAUCUCUCUAACUUGACACUUAAUCUUGCUACCAAUUAAAUUGAUGAUGAAAGUGCAUCAAGGUUAUCUUUUGGUUUAUCAAAAUGCAUUAAUCUCACAAAUUUGACACUUGACCUUAGUUGGAAUAAAAUUGGUGCAAUCGGUGCAUCAGGUUUAGGUACUGCUUUAGCAAAGUGCAUUAAUCUCUCUUACUUGACACUUGAUCUCCAUGAUAAUUCUAUUGGUGAUGAAGGUACAUCAGGCUUAGGUACUGCUUUAGUAAAUUGCAUUAAUCUCUCUAAUUUGACACUCAAUCUUUUGUAAAAAUAGUUUAUUUGUUUUGGAUUGUGA
Molecule: messenger RNA, 3585 nt
Organism: Tetrahymena thermophila SB210
Lineage: Eukaryota; Ciliophora; Oligohymenophorea; Hymenostomatida; Tetrahymenidae
Product: kinase domain protein
Exons: 31
Biological process (GO): activation of GTPase activity; nucleocytoplasmic transport; protein phosphorylation
Cellular component (GO): perinuclear region of cytoplasm; cytosol; nucleus
Molecular function (GO): GTPase activator activity; protein kinase activity; ATP binding
Source: RefSeq, a predicted model, not a curated record